Oreochromis aureus is the source of this 955-nucleotide messenger RNA. Its product is annotated as cytosolic sulfotransferase 3-like. The record is from RefSeq and is a predicted model, not a curated record. Lineage: Eukaryota; Metazoa; Chordata; Actinopteri; Cichliformes; Cichlidae. The transcript has 7 exons. Gene Ontology annotation, molecular function: sulfotransferase activity. The coding region runs from base 220 to 927 and encodes 235 amino acids. Gene Ontology annotation, cellular component: cytoplasm. Gene Ontology annotation, biological process: sulfation.
UGGAGGUGCUACGUCGGCCAGAACUGUUUGACUUCCAUGGAGUCUCCAUGACCAGCGCUUUCACUGACAACUGGGACAACAUACAGAACUUCAAAGCAAGACCGGAUGAUAUUCUUAUUGCUACGUACCCUAAAGCAGGAACCACAUGGAUCUCUUACAUCAUAGAUCUUCUGUAUUUUGGGCACAUGUGUCCAGACCGUCAGACAUCCAUCCCUCUUCAUGACAGAGUGCCCUUUCUGGAGCUCUACGUACCUUUUCUACCUUCAGGUUGAAUCUUGUGACCACCAUGUUUGUAUUAGAACAGAACCAAAAGGUACCGAUUUGGCAGACAAACUUCCCACCACUCCUCGUCUCAUUAAAACUCAUCUACCAGUCCAGUUUGUACCAAAGUCCUUCUGGGAGCAGCGCUGCAGGGUGGUCUAUGUGGCCCGCAAUGCAAAAGACAAUGCAGUGUCCUAUUUUCACUUUGAACGCAUGAACGGUGGCAUGCCAGAACCUGGAGACUGGAGAACCUUCCUGCAGGGGUUCAUGGCGGGAAAGAAGGUUUUUGGAUCGUGGUAUGACCAUGUGAAUGGCUGGUGGGAGAAGAAGCAAAGUUAUUCAAAUUUUCACUACAUGUUCUAUGAAGAUUUGAUUGAGGACUAUGAAAAAGAAAUAGACUGCCUGUGUUCCUUCCUUGGUUUGUCUCCUUCAGUUGAAGAGAAGGAAAGAGUCAGAGCCAGUGUGACGUUUGACAGCAUGAAACAAAACAAGAUGACCAACUACUCCACAGUUCCUGUGAUGAACCAAGAGGUGUCCCCUUUCAUGAGAAAAGGGAAAGUUGGUGACUGGAAGAACCACUUCACUGUGGCUCAGAAUGAGCAGUUUGACGAGGACUACAAGAAGAAGAUGAAGAAUCCUGAUCUAAAGUUUCGAUGUGAAAUUUAGAGCCCUGGCUGAGCGUGACGGAGCUCUG